Menidia menidia (Atlantic silverside) is the source of this 801-nucleotide messenger RNA. The record is from the annotation of a GenBank genome assembly. Lineage: Eukaryota; Metazoa; Chordata; Actinopteri; Atheriniformes; Atherinopsidae.
AUGCAGGCCGCGCGCGCUGGGACGAGGCUUCUGCUCGGGCCGUGGGCGCGCGGCGCGUGGGCUCGGACCCGGAGCCACGCGACGGCUGCCCGGCUGGACUUCAGCGGGAUUUACCCGCCGAUCGCGACCCCUUUUACGGCCAGGGAGGCCGUGGACUACGAGAAACUGGAGGAAAACCUGCAGAAGUACGCCACCGUGCCGUUUAAAGGUCUGGUGGUCCAGGGCUCCAACGGCGAGUACCCGUUCCUGACCGAGGAGGAGCGGCUGGAGGUGGUCAGGACGGCCCGCCGCUCACUGCCCGCGGACAAGCUGCUGGUGGCGGGGUCAGGCUGCGAAUGCGUGUGGGUGGAGUUCAAGUGCGGAGCGGCUGUGCUCAGAUGUGGGCGUGAUGAGGACAAACAGAAAAACAAGGGAUUACGGAUCACACGGAUCGGGCUGAUCGUCCACAAAACCAAGACGCAGGAUUUCCAGGUGUUAGCGGGCUCGGCCGGGUUCCUGAUGGCCGCCUAUUGUGUCGGUGCGGUGGGGGGCGUGUGCGCGCUGGCUAACGUGCUGGGUCCGGAGCUGUGUGAGCUGGAGCGUCUGUGCGUGGCCGGACGCUGGGAGGAGGCCCGCGCCCUGCAGCAGCGCCUCAUCGAGCCCAACGCCGCCGUGACCAGGAAGUUGGGAGUUCCCGCCCUCAAGCAGGCCAUGCAGUGGUUCGGUUUCCACGGCGGCGCCUGCCGGUCGCCCCUGCGGCCGCUCACCGAGGAGGAGACCCGGCAGCUGAGAGGGGCCUUCAGCUCCAACGGGUGGCUGUGA